Molecule: messenger RNA, 774 nt
Organism: Triticum turgidum subsp. durum (durum wheat)
Lineage: Eukaryota; Viridiplantae; Streptophyta; Magnoliopsida; Poales; Poaceae
Source: the annotation of a GenBank genome assembly
AUGCCGCGCGACGACACCACCCGCUUCCGCGACGGCGACGGGAACCCCAUCCACCACUUGUUCGGCGUGUCCAGCUUCAGCGAGUACACCGUGGUGGACGUGACCCAGGUCGUCAAGGUCGACCCCGCCGUGCCGCCGGCCACCGCCUGCCUCCUCAGCUGCGGCGCCACCACCGGCGUCGGAGCGGCAUGGAAGCUGGCCAAGGUCGAGCCGGGAUCUUCGGUCGCUAUCUUCGGCCUCGGCGCCGUCGGAUUGGCGGUGGCUGAAGGCGCCAGGAUUUGUGGGGCGUCGAAGAUUAUCGGCGUGGACUUGAACCCCGAUAAAGAAGAGCUCGGAAAGAAGUUUGGCGUGACGCAUUUCAUCAAUCCAAAAGAGCUUGGGGAGAAAACUGUGAGCCAGGUGAUCAUCGAGAUGACCGACGGCGGUGCCGACUACUGCUUCGAGUGCAUCGGGCUGGCGGCGCUGAUGAACGACGCCUUCCAGAGCUCCCGGGCGGGAUGGGGCAAGACGAUCAUCCUCGGGGUGGAGAUGCACGGCGCCCCUCUCACCAUAUCUUCGCUGGAGAUCCUCCACGGGAAAUGCGUCAUGGGGUCGCUCUUCGGAGGGGUGAAGCCCAAGCAGGACAUUCCAAUCCUCGCCGACAAGUACCUGAACAAGGAGCUGGAGCUGGACAAGUUCAUAACCCACGAGGUUGGCCUCAAGGACAUCAACACGGCGUUCGACCUGCUGCUGCAGGGGAAGAGCCUCAGGUGCACCAUAUGGAUGGACAAGUGA